UAUGCAGCAGGAACCUUAGUGAAAGGAACACUUCGGCCAUACUCUGGCCAUGAAGAUUCAUAUUUAUGUCCUAUUCUUGUCCAUUUGGACAAUCAAUUGUUUAACUAGAAACCAAACUGAUGAAUUGUCUUCUUCUUCCACUACUACUACUACUACUACUACUACUAUUGAUAAAACUACUGAAUCAGCAGGAUCAGGAAUGGACAAUUUUAGGAAACGUCUACUUGGUUUCAUAGUUGGAAUUAUGAUCAUAGCCUUCACCUUUACUUGUUUUUGUUUACUCCAUUAUAACUGUAUGGUUGAGGAGGUCCAGUCACCAGCAGGGCUCAACAAAGAAAAUAUGGCUGCUAUAUCAUCCUGGGUAUCCAAGGUAUCAGCUUGUCAACCUGAUAUGAUAACUGAGGACAUUCUAGAAACUCAACCUCUGCUAGUAAAUUCAGACCACACUUCUGUGCCUUCAUGCCAAGAAAAACAAUCUAUAACAAACAAUGCAGUAAAAUCAACUCAGCCUCCAAGUCUAGAAAAGCCAUGUACACCACCCAAUGCACAAAAACCAACGAAAUACUCAAAUACAGAUAAGCUACCCACACCAGGUAGUGUAAAAAAGUUGGGCAGACAAUUAGAUUCAAAAAGGUCAACCAAGUCAUCAAGCCCCCAACGAUUACAUAAGACAUUUCACCUAGAUAAGUCAUAUAAGAAACACAGCCUUAAAAAAACACAUAAGCUCACACAUGCCUGUAAAUUAGCUUGUCAAGCCAAUUCAUCCUCUUCAGAGAAGCAAACCAUACCACCUUGGCUAGCUAUUCUGCAAACUUCAUCUAUGAUAACCACACCAUCUUGUUCAUCAGCCUCAAAUAAUCGAAUGGUGCCCACCAAGUCAUCCAGAAUAAAGAAGCAGAAUCAGUCAUGUGGACAACAUGAUCUAAAACCGCCAAUGAUUAGAGGAAAUCCUCCAUCAGUCAAAACUUGCCGACAUUAUAAUGAAAAAUGUCUCAUUUGUAAUACUCCUGAAUUUCUUCCCAACGAUCUUUUGGGGCCACAGAUGGAAAAUGCUGGAAAUCCUUAUGUUUCAAAGAAAAUGAAGCCAUCUCCCAAAUCUUUUUACGAAACAGAUUACACAUACAGUGAAACAGAAUACAAUUCUUGUCAAGAUGAGAGUAAUGAUACUAUGAAAGCAUACAAUAGUGAAGACAGUGAUGCAGAGAUAGUCAUUAUUUGUGACACAAGUAAUAAUGAGGAUGACGUGACUAGAAGCACCUCACCUUAUUAAGGACUUAAAACAAUUUAACCUAUAUACAGGAUACCCACAUGUAAUCACUAUCAAGAAUAGACCUAUCUGUCUUGAAGGCAAUUAAAUU
Molecule: messenger RNA, 1358 nt
Organism: Mesocricetus auratus (golden hamster)
Lineage: Eukaryota; Metazoa; Chordata; Mammalia; Rodentia; Cricetidae
Gene: CUNHXorf66
Product: chromosome unknown CXorf66 homolog
Exons: 3
Coding region: 50-1270 (406 amino acids)
Source: RefSeq, a predicted model, not a curated record